This is a messenger RNA of Anisakis simplex (herring worm), 768 nucleotides long. NCBI's taxonomy places the organism in Eukaryota, Metazoa, Nematoda, Chromadorea, Rhabditida, Anisakidae. The record is from the annotation of a GenBank genome assembly.
AUGUUAUUACAACGAGAAGAUGCCGAAAGAAGUGAUCUAUUCGAAUAUUCGUCAAUGAAUUAUGGAUGUCUGAGUGAAUUGAGUUGUUGUUAUAGAAUUGAUGCGCUCAUAAAGAUGUGUGAUCACUUAGCUAACAUUGCUGUGGCGUUGCACAAAUCGCUUUCGUUGAUUGGUGAUAAAACAAAACUGAAUGGAACGAAAAUGAAUCAAUUGUUGAACGAGUCAAUCAAAUGUUUCCGAAUCACAAAUGCGAUCGCCGAAAUCUUUUCCAUCACUCCAUUACCGAAGAGUAAACUUCCAGAUGAAGGAAAAAAAUUUCAAAAAUAUCUCAAUUCAGACGACGAAAUGGAUUUUCUAAUGCCUACGAACGAAGGUCUUCAAAUAGUGUCCGAUCCGGAGCAAUACAUUCCUAAAUUUGAGUCACAAAUUGAUCAUAUGAGGAGUGCAACGAAUGAGAUUGGCAGAUGCUUAAUAACAAUAACGAGAAUCAUUCGGAGUGUUACGCCGAAUAAAGAGUUGGUUAAUGACGUCACUGAACACAAAAUCGAAAUCUUGCUCGAUACAAUGCCUCCAAGUUGCGGCGAAAUUAAACGCAUUAAACUAUCGCCAUUCUCAGCGAAAUUACUCGGUAAGCCACCGAAGGAUAAGCCGUGUAUGCGACAUUUAACUGUGGAAGAUGAUCCGUGUUUAUUAGUGGAAGAAUUAUACGCAAAACUGUGUAGAGGUGAAAAAGUAUGGAAUUUCGAGAAGGGUCCUUUUGUAAGGUGA